This is a messenger RNA of Glycine soja, 813 nucleotides long. Its product is annotated as protein MAIN-LIKE 2-like. NCBI's taxonomy places the organism in Eukaryota, Viridiplantae, Streptophyta, Magnoliopsida, Fabales, Fabaceae. Gene Ontology annotation, biological process: meristem maintenance; meristem development. The record is from RefSeq and is a predicted model, not a curated record. The transcript has 2 exons. The coding region runs from base 1 to 813 and encodes 270 amino acids.
AUGAUUAAUGAGUUAAUCACUUCCUAUUACCAUACAAUACCUGAACCAGAACCACAAAUUAUAUCAUUAUUAUCGUGUACCGAGUUCCAACAUAUUGUCCUAAUCAAACAGUGUAAAAUUGAUCCUGCAUUGAUCACUGCAUUGGUUGAACGAUGGAGGCAUGAAACACAUACCUUUCACCUGCCAUGGGGAGAGUGCACCAUCACACUCGAAGAUGUUGCACUUCAACUAGGCAUUAGAGUCGAUGGUCGUGUUGUGGUUGGACCUAGCUUCUUACAUUGGGAUGAGUUAUGCCACGAGUUACUAGCGGAAUUCUCUCCCGAAAAUGCACGUAAAGGAGCCGCACUGAAGCUGACAUGGUUGCUAAGCAUGUUGCGUGCACCAUUGCCCGAAGAACCAACAACGCACUUACUACAAUGCAAGUGUAGAGCUUACAUAAUGUACAUGAUUGGCAGUGCUUUAAUUCCUAGUAAAUCUGGAAAUAGAGUUCAUUUAAUGUAUUUGAACCUACUACGUGAUUUGAACAACACUAAAAAAUAUAGUUGGGGUUCGGCUUGUUUAGCAAACCUGUAUAGAGAACUAUGUCGAGCAUCAUCGGAGGUUGGUAAAUCUAUGAGUGGUUGUGUCAUACUAUUGCAGUCAUGGGCUUGGUACCACAUGCCUUUUAUUGCACCAAGAGUCCCACGACCCAAAACAACUUUUUCACUGGCUAAAAGAUGGAGUGGUGGUAGAUUAGAAUAUAGGGCCACACCGCAUGAUGAAUUAGUCGGAUAUAGGUCUCGUAUAAAUCAUAUGGAGAGCCGUGAGGUAUAA